AUGACGUCACCUAAAGAAAUGCGCAUGAUGGAUCCAUACUUCGGGAGUAUGAGCAACAGGAACAGAGUUCACCGUUGGACACGCCAUCGAGGGGAGGGGACGGGGAUCGUCACCAUGGGAGGCGGUGAUUCCGGCGGAGCUGAUGACGAAGAAAGUCAAAGGAGUCCGAGUCCGAGUCCGAGUACGCCGCCGACAGGGAGUGGCCCAGGCCCAUACACGCUGCUACCGGAGACACCCAAUCAAACAGGCCCAUCGAGUGACGCCUUAAAGAGAGAACAGAAAUUUGUAGAUUGUCUCGAAUCACCUACGGUCGAUACUUCGGGCAGUCCAGAAGACUCGAAGUCCUUGCGAGGAAACGCAGAGAAUACCUCGACGCUCUUCGGCUUGUUUUCGCCUCCGGUACUCAGAAACUCAAUCAGACUAUCAGGCAUCCAAUCCAAAUCGAUGUCGCUAGGACUAAUCCUGAGUCUAGAGCGAAUUCUCUAUGUAUGGUCGGUCCGACAUCCAGCGAGUGGAUACGUGCAAGGGAUCAACGACCUAGUCAUGCCAUUCUUCAAAGUCUUUCUGACGGCAUAUAUGAAUGGGGAGGAGGCGGAUGUGGGCCGGUUGCCAGCGGAAGCCCUGGAAGCAAUCGAGGCCGACUCGUUUUGGUCGCUCUUUAAACUCCUCGAUGGCAUUCAGGAUAACUACAUCUUCGCUCAACCCGGCAUUCAACGUCAGGUGGCUCGAAUGAAAGAACUCUGUGAACGCGUUGAUGUAAUUGACUGA
Messenger RNA from Puccinia graminis f. sp. tritici CRL 75-36-700-3, 768 nucleotides. RefSeq lists its product as uncharacterized. The transcript is spliced from 4 exons. The record is from RefSeq and is a predicted model, not a curated record. Gene Ontology annotation, cellular component: Golgi apparatus. Gene Ontology annotation, biological process: activation of GTPase activity. Gene Ontology annotation, molecular function: GTPase activator activity. Lineage: Eukaryota; Fungi; Basidiomycota; Pucciniomycetes; Pucciniales; Pucciniaceae. The coding region runs from base 1 to 768 and encodes 255 amino acids.